UCAGUCAAACUGGGGCGGGGACUUGGGAACGGAUCUUGGGCGGUGAUUGGAGGAGAUUGAGGACAGGCCCCACCCAAGAACCUGCAGUCUUGCGAAAACAUCAGGAUGUGACUCUAGGACCUGAAGGCAGUGACAGAAGAACCAGGAGUAAGACCCUGGGAUCCCCUCCCCUUUUACCUUCUCCAUCUGACCCUGGUUGUGGUGGACCAUGGCUGACGAACAGGCCGACUUUAACCUGAAGUUAGUGCUGAUCAGUUUCAAGCAAUGCCUCAGCGAGAAGGAGGAAGUCCUCAUGGACCCUUAUAUUACCGGUUGGAAAGGCCUUAUCAGGUUCCUGAACAAGCUCGGCACCAUCUUCUCCUUCAUCUCAAAGGACUUAAUGACCAAAAUCCAGAUCAUGGAGAGGUUCCGCAGCAGUGACCAGAAAGAAAACUACUCCAGCCUUCAGUGCAUGGUGCAGUAUGAGUUGGACAACAGACUGGUGGACUUCCAGAAGUGCUCUGAUCACCCUGACUCUGGCUGCCGCACCAUCCUCCGCCUGCACCGGGCCCUGCACUGGCUGCAGAUGUUCCUGGAGGGGCUCAGGACUAGCCAGGAGGACUGCAAGACCUCAGUGCUCUGCACAGACUCCUACAACAGCACUCUGGCCUCCUACCACCCCUGGAUCAUCCGGAAAGCCGUCACCAUGGCAUUCUGCACGCUGCCCAGCCGCAGCGCCUUCCUAGAGACCAUGAAUGUGGGCGCCCCCGAGGAGGCUGUGGAGAUGCUGAAUGAAGCCAUGCCCUUCAUCUGCCAGGUCUACCAGGUCACCCAAAAACUCUUUGAGGAGCAUACCCUGUUGGAGCUUCCAUAGCUGCGAGGAGGCCGGGCCCCAAGGUGACGCUCCUGCCUUAGAUACCAGAUAGAGAAGAUACAACCAGACCUGUCAUCCAGCACUUCCUGAUGUGUCAGGCCCCACUCGGAGCUCCCUUGGCUUCUUCCCUCAUCUUCCACCAAGCUUGGACUUGGUUGUCACUUACUUGGCUGGGAAUAGGUAUUCGGAAGGCAACACGGCUCUGCAGGGAGCGCCAAAGAAUCGUUGACGAUCCUUGGAUUGGAGAUCAUUGGAAACCAGAGGGCCAUGUUUACAUCUUGAGGGUACUGGUUUCAGCUCCUCCAGACCUGCCGACCAUCUAAAGUAUCAGAAAUAAUUUUAAGUAAAAUCAUGUUACCUCCGGGGAAGUCAGACAACUCUGCCCUGAACUCUACCCUCACUCUGAACAGCUCACUCUCCUAAUCAAAAGCAGAAAGAAAAAAACUUGGUAUAGUUUUUUAAAAAAUUUUUUAUUUUGAAUCACGUUGCAGUGCUCAGGCUGCAAACAUAAGAAAUACGUAUGAUUACACGUCGACCUAUUCUGAUUCCAACUCCUUUCCCCCCUACCAAAAGAAGCAUUUUCAUAUUUAAAUGGGAGUCGGGCAUAAGAGAAGAGGCUGUCUUCUAGUCAAAUCCAGGGAUCUGUCAUUUUAAUUUCUAACUACUUUGUUAACCUUGUCUCUGAAAAUGUUCUUUAGUGAAAUGUAAAAGCACAGGGUCGCCAAUUAUCUCAGGGGCAAAAUAAUUUAUUUCCUUUUCCAGCCUCUUGUAAGGAAAUCAUUUACAUGUAUCCAUCUAAUUCAGCUAGCAAAGGUUACCACCUCCUGCUCAUGGGUCUCUAGCAAGGGAAGCCACAGCCUGCAUAGGAUUUCCCCCUGGGGCUUUUAAAGAGUUUGUUUGUUUUUAAACCAAAGUUCCAGGCGUGUAUCUCUGGUGUCUCACCAAAGACAGUGUUGUCUUCUAUACCCCUGCCGGUGUUUUGCUCCUUGGGUGCCGGGGCCCUGGUUCAGCUACUGUGAGUAGUAAGACCAACUAAAAUCUGGCAGCGGUCCCGUCAGCUGAAGAGCCCAGUUCAGGGGUAUGUGGCCUUCGUCAUGCACAUGAUAUUGGAAAGUCAGGCAUGUCCCCCUGGCAUGAGACCUUGGCCAUCUCCUGAUCUCUUGACAAAAAUGCUGUGGAUUCUGCAUCUUGGCCACAGAGAGACAUUCCUGGCUGGCCCUCAGCCAGGUUAUUACUUGAAAUCCUGGUUGCGGCUGAGCAGCAGCUGAUAGCCUAGAAGCAGCAACAUUCAUGGCCAGCUCGCUCCCCUGCUUGAAGCAGCAGAUGCUGACUGGGCUCUUCUCUUUUGAGGGGUCAUCCUUAAGAAAAAUCCCUCAGCGAAAUACCUAUUCCUAUGCAGUUCUCCCCAAGAUUGCCUCAUCCCAGGGAAUCACAUUCCCCAAGAGAAGGUUUCCUCAGGAAAAUGCAUAAUGGUUACCCCUAAGCCUAUGACCCUUCUGGGACCACAACAGCCCCCCGCCCAACAGUGAGUUUCUUCUGAAAGGUGUGAAAAAUGGGUGACCUCACAUUCUUAGAGACAUUUGAAAAUGCUGCUUGAAAGGGGUAUGUGCUGCUCUAAGCAAACCCCCCGGAAAGGCCCAAGGGCCACAUUUCCCACCUUGGCUUUCACACAGGGCUUCAUUUGACUUGUGGCUUCUGUAGUGGGCCCUCAGCUUAUGCAGUAAGACUCCCAGGACUGCUGCCUAGCCUAGUGUUUGGAAUAUGGGGUAGAGUAGCUGGGGUACAGUAGCCAUCUUUCCUUCAUCUUGCAUGGCUCUCCAGUCUUUGCCCCAUCUGGCCUCCCCUGGCUGCUCUCCUUUCCUCUAUUACCUGCAAGGUUUCCAGCAGAUAACCCAGGGCAAUGGGCUUCCGUCCUCUGUCCCUGCCCUUUGGAGGGGGUAGCAGCAGCCCUGGGUGGAGAGGGAGGGGCCUUUGCGUGAGCUGUUUCCUGAGAGCUGGGGAGUUGGAGAAGGUGGUGCUAUCCCCCUGUGCCCCAAUUCCCUCCCUCUCUCCAGAAAUGGAAACAUUAGGCCUCCUGUUAUGAUGGGGCAGGGGGGGAGGGGGCAGGGGGCAGGGUUAUAAGAGGGGCUUCUCCCGCCCCUGUUGCCCAAGUGACAUCGGAUUUGAUGGUAUUUACAAAGUGGUCUGAAGCUGGUCAGAUCUUGGGAUCUGGGGGCGAGGGAGGGGAAGGACAGGACUUUAGGGGUUGCCCUGGGUAUCACUCUCCUGUGUGUUCUGUUGCUAAUGACUCCACAUUCCCUGGGAGAUGCGCUUUCUACGGAUCUGCCCCUUUCUGUGACAUGUACACAGCAGGACUGUGGAACUUCAUUCCUUGGGGGAGAAAUCAUAAUAUAUUUGAUUAUUUUUGCAUUUAAAAUAAAUCAUGCUUGGUGGAUGGUAGUGUACUGAGUGUUUGAACCUAUGGAAGAGCUGUUUGCUGUGGGCCAAUCAGGUCGGCAAGGCUCUGGGAGGCCUUCAAGACCCCGCCCCCCCCAUACCCUCAAAGACUCUCCACUAGAGGGCGGCAGAUAACAGUGGAUAGGGCAGUGAUUUCCGUCUGGGGCCCAAGGAUUCUGUCAGGGGCCCUUCAGUUGUAAAAAGUUGCCUAAUUAGGUGACCAAAAUAUUUUCUGUCUGACCACAAAUAUGUGCAUGUGCUUGAAAGCAUGAUAGGGUUUUCUGCGCCAUCAUGAGCUUCUGGGGGCAAAAGUUAUCAUUGUAGUUAUUGUAAGCACUUAAUGAAUAAAUCUAAAAGAAUAUCA
Phascolarctos cinereus (koala) is the source of this 3653-nucleotide messenger RNA. RefSeq names its product ceramide-1-phosphate transfer protein (gene CPTP). The record is from RefSeq and is a predicted model, not a curated record. Gene Ontology annotation, cellular component: cytoplasm; cytosol; membrane. Gene Ontology annotation, molecular function: ceramide 1-phosphate transfer activity; ceramide 1-phosphate binding. Lineage: Eukaryota; Metazoa; Chordata; Mammalia; Diprotodontia; Phascolarctidae. Gene Ontology annotation, biological process: intermembrane lipid transfer; ceramide transport.